AUGAAUGGCCCAGCCGAGGCGACACUACUCUGUAAUGCCAUCGAGACACCGGAUAAGUUUGCGCCAGAGCGCAUGCGUGCUUCGCAGCAGCUACAGUUUGGAAAUGACUGGAUCGACGAAGAGUUUGUCUCGAAUCAUGUGGUGGGGAUAGUUGCCCUUCGUAAGGUCGUGGAUAAGUAUACUCCCGAUUAUGUGGAAAAGAUUGCUGGCGUCCCUAUGGCACAACUGCAAGAGACUGUGAAAAAUUGUUGGAAUGACUCCUUCUCUGCCGUUUACCACCCUUCAAGGUGUUUAUCAGUCAUAUCAGUUCCACUGCCCGCACCUGCCAGAUCAAUACCAUCAGCCUCCCGCGACAAAAGAUUGGUAAACCUGGUGAUGCCUCACUGGAACAAGCAACUCACAUACAGAACAAGCUUAGUUACAUUGAAGGAUGGGUCAGUUGAGAUGUUCUGGAUUUCUCGGACCAACCCACUUGUUGUGGACCCUCCUGGCGAAACCAAGUCCGACUUGGAGAUCUGGUUUGACUUGGCAAGGAGAACGGAGGUUAAAACAUGGACGGAGAACCGUUGA
Messenger RNA from Histoplasma capsulatum G186AR, 570 nucleotides. RefSeq names its product nitrate reductase. The transcript has 4 exons. The coding region runs from base 1 to 570 and encodes 189 amino acids. The record is from RefSeq and is a predicted model, not a curated record. Lineage: Eukaryota; Fungi; Ascomycota; Eurotiomycetes; Onygenales; Ajellomycetaceae.